This is a messenger RNA of Melitaea cinxia (Glanville fritillary), 2848 nucleotides long. RefSeq lists its product as uncharacterized. NCBI's taxonomy places the organism in Eukaryota, Metazoa, Arthropoda, Insecta, Lepidoptera, Nymphalidae. The transcript is spliced from 12 exons. The record is from RefSeq and is a predicted model, not a curated record. The coding region runs from base 51 to 2498 and encodes 815 amino acids.
AUUUCUUCGUCAAUAGUGCGCGUGCGCAGUUCUGUGACUGAAGUGACAACAUGCGGUCGCAUGCGUUGAAGAUCGCGGCCUGCGCCAUAUUUCUCGCAGGCUACUCAUAUGGUCAAAGUUUACCUACACGUGUGACUCAAAAUGAAGGAACAACUUUGAGAAUGGCUGUUUUGACGUUUAGUGAUGAGGUAGAAAAAUGUUACUUGGAAACCCCACAAGGCAUGGUGGUUGAAUUCACACCAAAAGAUGAAUCAAACGAUAAAUAUGAAAAAUCACAAGGAGACGAUAUAUCCAAUUGCCGUGUUAAUUUGAACGAUAUUGACAUAAAUGAUAACGGAAUCUGGACGAUUGUUGCAGUUUUAACAACUGGAUCAAAACAAUCACAGUCUUACAAUCUCAGUGUUAUUCCUCAUCCAGACGAUUCUGGUGAAAGCACAACAACAACAACAGCAGUGGAUACUCUUGCACCCAGUACUCCCGUAAUAGAAAAUUUGCCACAUAAGUACUUUGAUAGUAAUUUGGGCACAAGUCACACUGUUUUCAUUAGAGACUACGACUUCGUGACCAGUGAAAAAUGUUUUGUAAUAACGCCUUCCGGAACAAAGUAUAACUUACAAGGAUUAAAUUUACCUAAUGUUGAAGUUAUUAAUCAUAGAGAUGCUACCUGUGCUAUAAAGAUUACUGUAAAUUCUGAAGACUUUGUUGGAAAUUGGACAUUGAUCGAUGAGGGCUCCAGGUACUCUGAUGAUAUUAUAAGGAGACAACCAUUUACAAUUCGGGUUGAAGAAACUGUUGAUGCGUCUAUACGAGACGUUAUUGUAGUUGAAGGAAAUGAUUUCUACGUACGAUUGAGGAAUCCAAUACAUAAUCAUGAUACUUGCAGACUUUUAAGACCUGAUGGAAAAGAAUGUGAUACAUAUGAAAUUGAUGAACGAUAUAUUGAAAACUGUGGUUAUGUUGUUAGAAAUGUAAAUAAAACUGAUAGUGGAAAUUGGGAAAUCAUUUACGGAGAUAACAUAAUUUAUAGGGCACCAAUAAAUGUAACAGUCAAUGUUGCUACGUCUGAAGGAUCGUCAAAUCUUAUAUGGACUAGAGAUAAACCAGUUAAUGUUACUCUUGGAGCUGGAAAUGCAAUUUACUGCAGACUAAGGAAUCCAGAAGGCUCAAUAGCUUAUGAUGGAUUUGGUAGUUGUAGAGUUGUUAUUGACAGAGUUACGUAUGACCAUGAUGGUAUUUGGAAAAUGAGCGUAGGCUUGCCCGGUCGAGUCCUCACUGAAAAUUCUGAGAUUACUGUUACAGUCGUUGAGGCUGAUUCAAAGCCGUUAGUAGAGUCGAAAGUGAGGGUAAACAAACCUUUCGUCUCUCUAAAAUGUAAAGUCUGGAGUCCACAUCCAAUUCGAUCUUGUAAAUUCCGUGAUCCAUCUGGUCGUAUACUGUUAGCUAACGAAGGUAUCGGAGAAAGCAGGUACAGCUUCCACGGGGCUGGCGUUAUCUACGAGUCUGAUGUUCAUACACAUGAUUGCGGCUUACAAAUCAAAGAUCCCGUCGUCCAAGAUUUAGGUCUUUGGCGCUGUGCUGUAGAAACCGAAGAGGAAACCUAUUAUGGAUUUUUACGUGUCUUAUGCCCUUGGGUUAUGAGAGAUCCUGAAGUAGCAGCUACUAUUGUAAUGCAUCCAACACUGACAGCAGAAAGGGUUGAGGUCAGCACUUUUGUUGAUGAAAGCGUCACUAUGUCAUGCUCAAUCCAAUCCCCCAUUCGCUACUGCUACUUCCGAGCAAGGAAUGGCACUACAUUCAACGUUGGACCCGCCCAACAGCACGACCAAGCUACAUACGUUGGAGCUGGUUUCGAUGCUGGGGAGUGUGGCAUUAAGUUCCCAAGCCUGGCUGUAUCUGACUCAGGCCUCUGGAGCUGCCAUAUCGGAACUAUAAACGACCAAGGAGAGAAGCGAGUACAAAUCAAUGUUGCGGUGCAUGAUCCGAUGGUGGCUGAUCAACGUGUAGUAUUCGAUCAACUGAUUGUGGAAGCCCAAGUCCACUACAGCUACAGUGUACUCGACUACUGCCGAUUUGUGCGCAUUGACGGCUUAGGUUUUACGUCUGAGAAUACUCCUCCCGGCUACAUCGAUUUAUCAAAUCUACAACAAGGAAGAUGUGCAUUCAGGAUUGACUACCCAUCUGUACUUGAAAAGCAUCCCUGGACUGUAGUAGCCAAGGUUCAUGGACAGGAAGUUGAAUUAUCAAGAGUGACCUCGAGUACCUUAGAAAAUCCCCGUCCACCGCCUGGAGGCUCAGUAAAAUACUAUCGUCUUCCAGUCGCAUGGAUCGUAAUAAUGGCAGUCGGUUUGUCUAUGGUGCUGCUGGCGAUCGGACCGAAGAGGAACAGACAUUGGACCUACGACCGAGCCAGCGCUAUCAGAAAUAGUUUUAUCAAAAAAAAGGUUGAACAGCAUGUUCAGCCUAAUAACAAUGAUAAUAAUACAGCAGUCGCUGCUUGAUAUCAAAGAAAAAAUAUAAUUAUUAUGUAUUUUAGUCAUAUUAAUAAUAACACUAAUAUUAUAUUUUUUUUUCUGCCGUAAAUCGCAUUGAAUCCAAACGAAUUGAGUUUUGUAUAAUAAUUAGGUACUAGAUUAUUCAUAAAUGGGGUAUAUUUAACAAUAUUUGUUUAAAGUUUUUAUAAGUUUAUCACGUUACUAAAUAUAAUAAAUAUUUUACUUGAGAACGUAUACUUAAUUUAUUGUUAUUGUAUAUUUAUGUAUAAAAUUAAAUAUAGAAUUUUUAUAUUUUUCGAUAGAUUCGAGUUAAUUUAAGUCUAUUUUAUAGAAUAUAGUUUUAUAUUUAUUGGCUA